Molecule: messenger RNA, 3943 nt
Organism: Neoarius graeffei (lesser salmon catfish)
Lineage: Eukaryota; Metazoa; Chordata; Actinopteri; Siluriformes; Ariidae
Product: BOLA class I histocompatibility antigen, alpha chain BL3-7-like
Exons: 10
Coding region: 256-1482 (408 amino acids)
Biological process (GO): immune response
Cellular component (GO): external side of plasma membrane
Source: RefSeq, a predicted model, not a curated record
UGUUAAAAUUCGCCGCAGGUUCAGACCCAAACAUGUCCACAAGUGUCUGUUUAUACCUGAACAUUUCUCUCCAGCACGGGAGGGUUUAUGAUCGAUGAACGAAGUUUACAUAUUUGUGUGUAAUUUGUGAGUAUCCGACCGCGGAAAUGACUGAAAUCAGUUCUCCGGCGCUGUGACCGGAAGUUGGAGUUUUCAGAUAAGAAAGUGUGAAAGGGAGAGAGAGAGAGAGAGAGAGAGAGCUUCCCCACCGGCCUGAUGAGUUUAUUUUUAUUUACAUUUACUUGUUUUCUUCACGUAUCUACAGGCACACAUGUCCUGCAGUACCUCUACACUUCAAUCACACACACAACCAAUUCCUCAGACAUCCCCGAGACGGAGUUCAGUGCUGUUGGUGUGCUGGAUGGAGAGCAGUGUGCGUUCUACAGCAGCAGGAACCGGACACUGAUCCCGAAGGCCUGGAUAAAGAAGAAUGGGAGUGCAGAUUAUUGGAAGAGUGAGACGGAGAGAAUGCAAGACAAUGAAGGUGCCUUUAACAAAAAAUUCGGAACAGUCCUGGAACACUUGAAUCACAGUAAAGGAGUUCAGACACUCCAGAGGAUGUAUGGUUGUGAGUGUGAUGAUGACGGCACCACUAGAAGAUAUGAUCUGUACGGUUAUGAUGGAGAAGAUUUCAUGAGUCUGGAUCUGAAAACUGGAACCUGGACUGAAGCAAAACCUCAAACUGGAAUCUUUAUAAAGAAGUGGAAUCUGAAAGGAGAUGAAGCUAAAUACUGGAAGAGCUACCUGGAGAAUGACUGCAUCGAGUGGUUAAAUAAGUUUGUGUCUUACGGCAGAGAGACUCUGGAGAGGAAAGUUCGUCCCGAGGCGUCAGUGUUCCACAAACACUCUCCUCCUCCAGAGGUGGUGUGUCACGCUACAGGUUUCUUCCCCAAAGCCCUGAAUAUCACCUGGCAGAAGGACGGAGAGGACCUGAUUGAGGAUGUGGAGCUCAGAGAGACGUUACCCAACCAGGAUGGAAGCCUCCAGAAGAGGAGCAUUCUGAAAGUCCCAGCUGAGGAGCUGCAGAAACACAACUACACCUGCGUGGUUCAGCACAGCAGCUUGGAGAAGGAUUUAAUCUUAGAAGUACCAAAAGAUGGAGGGCAGAUUGGAGUCAUCAUUGGUGGUGUUGUGGCCGUCGUUGCUCUCGUCGCUGUUGUUGUUGGAAUGGUCUUCUGGAAGAAGAGGAACUCUGGAUUCGGACCUGUUCCCCCCAAACCCUCCCCUGAAGGAAAUUCUUCCUCCAACAACUCUUCAAAUAAGAGAGAAACAGCGGAGGAGAUGGAGAUGGAGAGAUUGGACAGUAGUGAUUGUUCAGAGGAGGAGCACACUGGUUUAAUGACGCAUCGCCGUGAACUGCAGCAACACAUGAGGACAAACUCUUGGAAACGCACUGCAUCACUGCUCUUUCACAACCAACAGCAGAUGAGGAGCUGCAGCUGAGUAUCUAGUGUUUUUGUUCACCGCCGUACAGUAUCUUUUGCAUUACUGCCACAAACUGGACCGCAGUGUGUCGAGCGUCGUGGUCCAGGUUGUCCUGAUCGUGUAGCAGGGUUUACAGGAACCGGCCCCUGCCAGAUUUUAACCAGGAUCACGUGUAGUCUUCCAGGGGAUGAAAAUAUCAACGACCAAAGUGAUGUGGUUGAUGAGAAGUGCAGGUUGUGUGGAGUCUUUAUUUAGUUAACAAGAAUGAGGGUAUUUGUUUUGUUGUUGUAGCCUGUAUGUCCACCUUGCAACGUUAAGAGUUUAUUCGUGCUGAUUACUGAGACUCGGUGGUAGAUAAAUUCAUGCAGGAGGAUUUACAUUUUAACUUAUUUAUUUUACUUGAUUGUUGCACUUUAAGAUGUUACAUGGCAUUCAGUCAACACUUUUUUUUAUCCAAAGCAACGUACAAGAAGUGCAAAAGUCAGGUCCAUAAAGUGCUGAACUUCUACACAAGAAAGUUCUCAUGCCAACUGAACAAGUGCCAGAAGAACACUUGGUGUAAUGUUCUAUUAAAGUACCAACACUCAGCAAAGAGCCAAGGAACCAAACCAACCGUACAAAUGAGCUGCCAAAGUACAGCUAAAUGGAGAAAAAUAAAACUCCAACAGCUAAACAGAACCCAGCCUGGGAUGGUCAGGACCGAUACGCAGUGACACCAGGGGAGAGGUGCAGCCUGAUUUACAAAGUGAAAUCUCCUUCUCAAAACACCAUCCUUCCUCUCCUCCCUGAACUUUUUGGUUACGUCCUUUUCAGAUGGCAGCUUAAUUAAUUUGUCUUUCCAUCGAUGAAACGCUAAAGCCGUGCUCUGUAAGGGACGUGAGUGCACACCCUGGGCUUUCACCUAUUGGUACCUGAGCACGUUCUCCAGCCAACUCUGGUUUAAAGAAACGCUGUAUGUCUGUAUUUACAUUAGAUGGCUCAGCACAGUUGUUUACAAACAACCUUAACAGCUAAUGUUACUGUGAAACUGUCAAGGUCUUUUUGUCAUUUCAGCCAUAUACAGUUGGUCCAGUAUACGGUUAAAACAAAACUACGUUUCUCCAGGACCAUGGUGCUACACCAAACAUCACAGGUCUAUAAUACAACAGAAAGUGCAACGCUGCAGAUAGUAAACGACACAAACAGCAUCAGGUGCAGAGUUGAGUGUGCAUAUUGAAGUAGUAUAUGAAAGGGAAUAAAUAAAUGCAAACUGUGUGUGUGUGUGAGAGAGAGAGAGAGAGAGAGACAGCCUGUAAACAUUAAGGCAACAGUGCAUUAUUGUCCACUAUGUAAAGACUUGGCACACAACCAGGUCAUUUCUGCAAUCGACAAACCAGUGCAAUCUGUUUCAGUUAUUUAUUUAUUUUUUAAUCAGAUCUUUAAAUGUAAAACUGACACCAAACAUAUUACGAGUAGAAUCUAUACAACGCUCAAUUCACACCAAGUAACUCACUUCGAGUCUCUUAAAAAUAAACAGGAAACAGACUUCGAAGGAUCUAUCCCAGAAUCAGCCUGGAAAAAAUUAUUCAGAUGAUUUCCUCGUCCUCCUCCUCUGUGUGCCUCAGACCUGCUGUAGUCCAGUUUAAAGUGCUACACCAUCUUCAUUGGUCCAAGGAUAGAGUAUCUAAGAUCAAGAUCCUACAUGUGACCGAUGUAAACAAGCCCCGGCCACGCUGCUGCAUAAGUUCUGGACGUGUCCAAAACUGUAUGGAUUUUGGCAAUCUAUUUUUGAGACCUUCUCUAGAAUAUGCUGGAAAACAGUACACCCAUCUUUAAUUUCGAUGUUUGGGCUGGUCCCAGUAGACACUUCUCUGAGUAGCUGUAAAACCAACCUGAUUGCUUUCUGCUCUGUUGGCCAGAAGGCUGAUUCUUUCCUAAUGGAAGGAUCCGCUCCCUCCAACAUUCAGCCACUGGAUUACAGAGGGUAUAUGUCAUAUUCAUCUAGAAAAAAAAUCAGGUACACCAUUAGAGGCUCUGUUGAGGGAUUCUGUGCUAUCUGGCAACUAUUCAUAUCCUUUAUUGAAAGCAUGGCAGCUACCGACAGAGCUGUGUGUUUCUGGUUGUGUUGUACAGGUGUGUGAUCCUGUGCAAUUGUUUAUAUGAAUGUGAUAAUCAAUUUUUAAAAAGUGUAUGCAUGUGUGUAUAAUUAUAUAAAUUUAAUUUGUAUAUGUAAAUGUUUGGGGGGGGUUUCUUCUUUUUUCGUUCUUGAUGUCUGGCAAGCAUUAGAUCCCAAAUAUUGGUCCAGUAUUGUUUUGUAUCGAUUUUUAUUAUUUGUACCAUCUACAGUUGCGGUCAGAAGUUUACAUACAGUGACAUGAAUGUCAUCUUGGAUACGAAUGUCAUGACAAUAUUUGGGAUUUCAGUAAUUUCUUUGAACUGUUCUUUUUCUGUGACAGAAUGAUUGUACAGUAUACAGCUUUAAUAAAAAAAAAAACAUGAA